Molecule: messenger RNA, 786 nt
Organism: Symbiodinium sp. CCMP2456
Lineage: Eukaryota; Dinophyceae; Suessiales; Symbiodiniaceae
Source: the annotation of a GenBank genome assembly
AUGACCCAGUUCCGGACGAGGCAGGGGAACUUGAUGUUGUUCACGCCUCAGCCCAUGGACAGCUGGAUUGGGAAAGAGGUCCUUGAAGACCAGCGUGCGGGGGGAUACAAGGAUGCCGCCACAGGGAAACUACUUACCCAGAAGCAAGCCAAGUCGUACGCGGCCUUCUGCACAAGGCACACUCGACGCUGCCACGUGGGGGACAAGGUGGAUAAGUACCUCCGUUUGGUAGACAAAUACCAGCCAAGGGUGUUUGCGGAAGCACGCAUCUACGUGGCACGGUUUCCAGAACAAGUGGGGGACUUGCUCAAGCAGAUCAAGAAAGUCCGCAAGCGGAUCCGCAAGAAGCGGGGGAGAGCAAGACAGCCGAAGCUAAAAACUCCCAGCAGCUCGGGGGAAGCUGCCCCACCAGAGGGACCAACGCCAGCGCCAAGUCCCGAGCAUGCGACAAAAGGGGGCGAUGCAGACGCAGCCAGUGAGAGAAGGGAGACCGUGGACGCUGAUAUGCCACCUGACUGGGGGGAUAGCUCCGGUGAUGAUGCUGCACCGUCAUAUGACUGGGUUUGGGGAGAAGCCGGCCGCCCCUCUGACCGGGGGGACAGCCCGAGCCACCUUGCACUUCGACCGAGUGAACCAGGUGGUAGACCGCCACCACAGGCCCAGCAACUGGACAGCCACACUACAGAAGGGGGGAAUGUCCGCUUGGUUCCCGACGUACAGUGGCGGGGAGUGCAGCUGAUACAGGAGCACAUGGCAAAAGCUCGUGCGGAACGUGAUGCCUUUUGA